Formica exsecta is the source of this 726-nucleotide messenger RNA. RefSeq lists its product as uncharacterized. Lineage: Eukaryota; Metazoa; Arthropoda; Insecta; Hymenoptera; Formicidae. The transcript has 4 exons. Bases 68 to 694 code for a protein of 208 amino acids. The record is from RefSeq and is a predicted model, not a curated record.
UGUUAUUACGAACUAAUUUCUGUUUUCAGUUUUUGAAACGUUAUACAUUUCCCACAUUUUCCACAAGAUGAGUUGUGAAAAUAAGAAAUAUGCAGUAGUUAAAUUUUUAUCAGAUUCUACAUAUUCUGAAAUUCCAACAGCAUGGCUUUUUAAAGAUAAGGAGGAUAUUCAGCAAUGUUGGUGGCCACCUCGAACGGCAAACAGUGCAACAUUAAUAAUAAACUGUGAAAGUCCCGAUUCUACAUGGAAUAGUUAUGAAGUGGAUAUCGUAAAAUAUUGUACAUCUCUUGAAUCAGCUCGAAAGAAUGCAGCAGAUUCUAAUUAUAGCACAACCGACGAAGAACGACUGGGCCGAGGAAAGUGGCAACGUAUUUUGUAUAGUCGUUUCAGCGAUGAAGAAGAAUAUGAUCAUCAAUCUCAACCUCGAAAAUAUACGAAAAAAAAACAAAUUAAAACUGCUGUUCAGGCAACCACCAACACUAUUCAGCAACUACCAUUAUGUCCUCCAAACUUGGAUUUUAUUAACAAAGAACAACAAAACAAGAUCUUAAAAAUUAAUAAUGACAACAGACACAACAAAAUUAUUACUUCACAAAAUGAAGAAGAAAAUGAAUUAUUGAUAACAGAUAUGGGAGACAAGGAGAAUGAAUAUUCCAAUCUGUACAAUGUACCCAUAAUAUUACAAGGUAUAUAAAUUACAAUAUUAAAAUCACCAUUAUUUGUAAA